AUGAACGCGCUCUGGUCCCGGGCCAGCCAGGCCCACCGCUGCGGCUGCAGAGCCUGCAAGACGGUAGCUCAGGGUGCCAGCCGGCGCGUGACGACGGCACCGGCCUCCCGACGCAAGGUCACCUUCGCCGACGUCUUCACAGCGUGCUACAGCUCCAUGUUUGCCUCGGCAGCCGUCAUCGACGCCAUCCGCAAAGAGGACAGGCGGGGCGAGCUGGACCGCCAGCUGGACGAGGUCCGGCGAGAGCUGGCCGACCUCAGGGGGCAGGGACAGGCCCAGGCCCAGCAUGCCGAGGAGACGCCGGUCGAGUCGAGCGUGGCGAACCUCACGGACAGCCAGAUGGCCGAGCUAUGGCGGAGCCUGGCGGCGAUAUACCACGGUCGACCGCACUUCAAGGAGAUUCACAAGCCGGCGCUCCUGCGCGAGUCGCGGCUGCGAGAGCGCCUGCAGGAGGAGCUGUACCGGUGCGGCGGACCGCUCUCCGGCUCCGGCUCCAGCGAGAAUGACGCCUCGACCAUCGAGCGGUUAGAACGGGCCCUAGAGCUCGAGGAGGACGGCGACGACUACCGGGCCAUACGACGACGAGACCCGAAGGAACGCAUACACCUACGACGCUCCGGCGACGGCAUCUCCCGCCUGGUCGAGGGCUUGAUGACCAAGGCGGCUUCGCGGCCGCGAGGCGCGCAGCCCAGCCCGUCGUUUGACGAGGCCGCCAGGCUGCUGGAGGAAGGGUACCCGCGGUACACGUUUCGGAGCAUCGACCCGGACACGGCACACAGCAACACGCAGAUGCUCAACCGGGCCAACAAGUCGGCCAUCCACGACGGCUCGCUCGGGCUGAGGGAGAUGAUUGGGCGCGUGUGCUACAACCUGCUCAUCUCGGCGUACCCGCCCGACAUGCAGUCGCUCAACACGCUCAUCGUGGCCUUUGACAGGCACAGGGACUACCGGCCGUACUCGGAGUCGGUCAUCGCGACCUUCUUCUGGAGGAGCCGGCUGAUGCCUACGCCUGCCACGUACCCGGCCAUCCUGCACCACCACCGCGUCACCGGCAACCACGGCAUGUUCCUCCGCACGCUGGCCUGCGUGGCCGGCCAGGACAGCAAGACGGGCGCCAAGGUCGGGCGCCGGUCCGUCGGCGACAUCGUCCAGGACCCGGGGCUGCUGCAGCGCUGGGCGACCGACCCCAACCGCCGCUCCUUGGCAGGCGACUACGUCUGGGAGCACGCGCCCAUCAACGGCCUCAUGGUCGAGGAGGUGCUGCGCGGCCUCGUCCGGUUCCACAUGUACGACCACGCCAUGGCCCUGCUCGGCUGCUGCGUCAGCUCGGGCGUCCGACUCGGGUCCGGGCUCGUCAGCCACGUGCUGGACGGGUGCCUCGCGGCGCUGGACUGGAGGGGCGCCGUGACCCUCAUCCGCGAGCUCUGCCGCCGCGCCGACGCGUGGUCGUCCCUGCUGGACUCGCGCGACUCCCGGUCGGCCGCGUACCUGGUCGGCAGGGUCUACUGUCUCCUCGACAUGGUGGGGCUCGGCGCCUCGGCUCGGUCGGUGUCGGACCACCGCCUCGCCUCGCUGGGCAUAUCGUGCGCGCAGCUGGCGGCGUUGACGGGCCAGGUGCACAAGACGGCCGAGGCCCUACCGGCCUCGCUCGCCGUGUCGCCACCGGCGCUAGCACGGGCAGGCCUGGAGGGGGCCGACUCCGAGAGCAGGCUCCUCCAGAUCGAGAGCCUGGACAAGGAGCUGACCCGCGUACGCAAGACGACCAAGUCGAUCGAGAGCCGGAUGAUCAAGCCGGAUCUGGCCCUGCGAUACCGCGUAUCCAUCGCUACGCACGCCAGCACCGCGGCCUUGGAGGCUUCGGAGAGGUUGCAGGCCGAGUUUGACGAUGUCCUCCUCCAUCUUGAUGGGUCAGGCCAGCAACGGAAACGCGAGCAGCAGGAUGAAGACAAGAGAGAACCGUCUACACUGGUGAUAGCUCAGCAGCAGCAGCAGCGGCAGCAGCAGCAGCAGGGGGAGGAGGGGGAGGAGGGGCAGCAGGUGCAGAACUCUCCCUUGUUGUGGAUUGACCUAAACUGGCAAUGGUGGCCGUGA
This is a messenger RNA of Geosmithia morbida, 2091 nucleotides long. RefSeq lists its product as uncharacterized. The coding region runs from base 1 to 2091 and encodes 696 amino acids. The record is from RefSeq and is a predicted model, not a curated record. NCBI's taxonomy places the organism in Eukaryota, Fungi, Ascomycota, Sordariomycetes, Hypocreales, Bionectriaceae. The transcript has 2 exons.